AUGGGAAACACGGAUGAUAUAACUUUGAAUAAUAUAAAGGACCAGUUGAGGAGUCGAUUAGAUGGGACUUUUAAGUGGAAUUUGCUCAGAGAACUGCAAAAUAGGCUAGAAUCUGCGGGAAAAAACACAAAGGAACUGCUUAAUGUAAACUCUUGGUUUAAAAAUGAGCUGGAGACCCUAGUAGAUUCCAAGGAAGAUGAGACCGUUGACCCUAGGAUCGUGGUCGUCGCACAAAGCAUACUUGACUUGAUCGACAUGAAGUCGAACUACUCCCUAAAGACGCAGGACGAAAUAUUUAUACACACAGCCAAGUAUGUGCAAGACGGAGUAUUUAAAAUCAUGAAGGGAGCAGAAGUUUCAAACAAAAAUGAAUUUUCAUUCGACGUUUGUGAAACCCUGGCCUACUAUAAGUGCAACAACGCAACGCCGACGAUCGUGGACGACGCGAUUAACUCAAAGAUACUCAGAUUCUCGAACCUGUUCACGGAGUUUUGCAGAUCAAAGAACUUUAACUGCGAGCUGAAACCACUGAGGAACAAUUGUGAUGUAAGGAACAGGUUAUUUGAGCGAAUUUUAGACGGAAGUCACAGUAUAUGGAAGAAUAGGAUCAGAGGGAGAGACGCCCAUAGAUCUACUCAAUGUGACAUUACAAGGGAGUACGACGCUGGAUAUGGGCCUCAAGGUGCAGGUUCAAAACCUGGUAAGAGCCUUAAUUUUACAUUUUAUCAGCAUCACAUGGACGAAGUGUGCAUGUUUCCAGGACAGAUGGCGGCAGUUACUGGACUCUUUUUUGAAGAUAAUUUCGGAAUGAAGUACGUAACGAGUGAUAUAAGAUGCGGAAUACCAGUGGAUAAGCCAGUUGUAACAUUAGCAUCUCAGAAAAAAUUUCUGGAUGAGAAUUUACAUAUCGUAGCUGUUAAAGGAGCACUCUUAACAGAAGACUUGCAACAAAGAAAUUUUGUAAACAUAUUUCAAAAGUUGAAAAGGGAUAGACCACACGUGGUUUUUUUUACAGGACCAUUUGUAAGUGUAAAUCAAAUGGCGAUCGAAGGAUACGCACUGAGUAAACUAGGCGACAUGACGUUUCUAUAUACCAAGUUUCUAGCAGACCUAGCUAAUUUAGCGCAACUGGGACCUUUGAAGAGUACUAAGUUUGUAAUAGUUCCUCACUGUUAUGAUGGUAAAUUGGAUUGA
Messenger RNA from Theileria orientalis strain Shintoku, 1194 nucleotides. RefSeq lists its product as hypothetical. The coding region runs from base 1 to 1194 and encodes 397 amino acids. The record is from RefSeq and is a predicted model, not a curated record. The transcript has 10 exons. Lineage: Eukaryota; Apicomplexa; Aconoidasida; Piroplasmida; Theileriidae.